AUGGCAGGCAUAGGUCGCGCCAUUAGGGUUUUCGCAUGGCUCCUUGCAGCAGUAGCGUUGCUCUUCUCGGGUACGGCGAGGGCGCUACUGGAUCACGAAGACUACGAGCCUCGUCGUCAUCGGUCCUACCCACUCGGGACGGUGAUCGCCGUCGACCUGGGCAACACCAACUCCUGCGUCGCCGGCUACGGCCCCGGCGGCCACGCCGAGUCCAUGUUCCAUCGUUGCAUCCCCUCCUGGAUCGCCUUCCCCGACGACGGCGGGGUACUAGUCGGCGACGACGCCAGGAACUACGCCGCUGUCAACCCCCAAGCCGCCUUCUCCGGCUUCAAGCGCCUCCUCGGCCAGAGGACGAAUCCUUUUUUUUUUCUUCCGAUCCCAAGCAGAGUGAGCAGGCUGUACGAAGGAGGGUUCGUUCAGAGAGUCAUCGAGAAUCUGCCCUACAAGGUUGUGGAGAAGGACGUGAGACCUCACAUCCAGAUGGAGACCAAGGACGGGGUGGUCAGGCAUCUCAGCAUCGAGGCGAUGACGGCCACGGUGUUCGCCAAGCUCAAGGACAUGGCGGAGGCGCACCUCGGCCGCAAGGUCCAGCACGCCGUGUUCACUCUUCCGCAGCAUUACUGCACUGAGGCGGCGAGGGACGCGGUGCUGGACACCGGCAAUUACGCCGGCCUGCACGCCGUGAGGAUACUCGACGAGCCCAUCGCGGCCGCCGUCGCCUACGGCCUCCACGGGAAGCUGCGCGACGAGGGGAACGUCCUCGUCCUGCACGUCGGCGGUGGCACGGCCGAAGCUAGCGUGCUGACGUUCGCGGAUGGGGUCUUUGAGUUCUUGGGAGCGCACCUCGAGCCUUUCUUUGGAGGAGAUGACUUUGAUCGGAGGGUCAUGGAUCACUUCAUCGGAUUGGUCAGGGACAAGUAUGGACGGGACAUCAGCAACGACAGAGCUGCUCUCAGGAAGCUCAGGGCAGCAUGUGAAGACGCCAAGAAGACAUUGAGCGGUGAGGACCUUGCACUCGUGAACGUCGAAUCGCUUGUUGAUGGAGUGGAUUUGUCGGAGCCGCUGACACGGGCCAAGUUUGAGGAACUGAACCAUGAUCUGUUCCCCAAAGUCAUCGAGCUGGUGGAUACGGCCAUGUCGCAAGCUGAGCUAGGGAAGGAGAAGAGGGAAUUGAUCGAUGAAGUCAUUCUUAUUGGUGGAAGCACCAUGAUCCCAAAGGUUAGAGAGCUCAUCAAAGACUACUUCGAGGGGAAGAAGGAGCUGAAUACAAAGCUGAAACCCGACGAAGCGGUUGCUUUUGGAGCCACUCUUCUUAGCCAUCCUUCUGCAAGUGGUUAUCCCUGUAUGGGAGUCAACAACCGCCAUCAGAUUGGGGGGGCAUCAGAUAACUGUUAUGCCUAUGGCUACUAA
This is a messenger RNA of Setaria italica (foxtail millet), 1410 nucleotides long. RefSeq names its product luminal-binding protein 4. Gene Ontology annotation, cellular component: endoplasmic reticulum chaperone complex; nucleus; membrane. The record is from RefSeq and is a predicted model, not a curated record. The transcript is spliced from 3 exons. Lineage: Eukaryota; Viridiplantae; Streptophyta; Magnoliopsida; Poales; Poaceae. Bases 1 to 1410 code for a protein of 469 amino acids. Gene Ontology annotation, biological process: endoplasmic reticulum unfolded protein response; protein refolding; cellular response to unfolded protein. Gene Ontology annotation, molecular function: ATP binding; heat shock protein binding; ATP hydrolysis activity.